UCCACUAACCGUCCGCUGUGGACGCCACAUGGCAUUUCUGUCAUGUUGGCACAGUGAGCGUGUUGGAAAUCUGCUGAGCUGUCUGCGCGUUGUGGCGUCUUUAUGGCACAUAAACGGUGAUGGUGGCAUCCUGCGACUGAUGGAGCAGCUUCUCAUGUAUCCUGAGUGCGAGGACGACUGACAGGAGGAGGAGUCAAGACAACGAUGCCAGUGCUUGAGGUGACCUGCAGCCUGAUUGGCUGGUUGUGUCUCUACCUGUUGCUCUGUUGCACCUUCAGCAAGCGGACGCCUGAGUGGAACUGCCGUCUGGUCACGUUGUCCCACGGCGUCCUCAUAGUGCUGCUGACGGCGUAUGUGGUCUUCGUGGACGGACCCUGGCCCCUCACUCAUGCAGGUACAGAGAACACUGAGAUGCAGACCUUCGCCCUGGCCGUCUGCCUCGGCUACUUCUUCUUUGAUAUCGGGUGGUGUGUUUGCUACCGGACUGAGGGCCCCGUUAUGAUGGCGCACCACGCUGCCAGCAUCGCCGGCAUCCUGCUGGCGCUGUUCAUGGGAGAAUCAGGCUGUGAAACCUGCGGGGUGAUCUUCGGCAGCGAGCUCACCAAUCCCCUGCUGCAGACCCGCUGGUUCCUCCGGCAGCUCGGCCUCUACGACAGCCUGCUGGGCGACGCCGUGGACCUGCUUUUCAUUGUACUGUUCGCCACUGUGCGAGUAGGUGUCGGCACAGUGAUGUUUUACUGCGAGCUCACCUCCCCCAGGACCUCACUGAUUAUGAAGCUCGGCGGCGUGGCCAUGUACGGACUAGCCUGGGUGUUCAUGGUGGACAUAGCCAGAUUUGGCUACAAGAAAAGUAGGGCCAAGUAUAAAAAGUGGAUGGAGAACCACAAGCUCAAAGAAAACAACACUCAGAAAGUGGACGGACACUUGGACAAAAGCGACUGAAGGAGGUCAUUGCAACCUUACAGGGAGCUUAUCUGCUGUGUCUGUGUAAACUCAGGCUUCUACUGCUUGAAGGUGCUUUGUACAGCAGCAUCUGACAAAAAAUAAUAAAUCAUUAUUACAUA
Amphiprion ocellaris (clown anemonefish) is the source of this 1064-nucleotide messenger RNA. It is a transcript of the gene tlcd5b, whose product is annotated as TLC domain containing 5b. Lineage: Eukaryota; Metazoa; Chordata; Actinopteri; Pomacentridae. The transcript is spliced from 3 exons. The record is from RefSeq and is a predicted model, not a curated record. Bases 205 to 942 code for a protein of 245 amino acids. Gene Ontology annotation, cellular component: membrane.